This is a messenger RNA of Stereum hirsutum FP-91666 SS1, 1647 nucleotides long. RefSeq lists its product as uncharacterized. NCBI's taxonomy places the organism in Eukaryota, Fungi, Basidiomycota, Agaricomycetes, Russulales, Stereaceae. Bases 1 to 1647 code for a protein of 548 amino acids. The record is from RefSeq and is a predicted model, not a curated record. The transcript has a single exon.
AUGCCACCGCCAAUCGACAAGCUACCUGUCGAGCUUCUUACUCGGUGCUUCCUAAUAUUGGCCGAAGAUUAUGUCCCCAAACUUCUUGCCAAACAUCCAAGAAUGCAAGUCCAGUGCGGCUGGAUCGUUAUAACGCAUGUCUGCCACCGAUGGAGGGCAAUUGCUCUCGACGCAGCCUCGCUCUGGGUCACGCCAACGUGGGACCUAGGUCCACGGUGGGCAGCAGAGAUGAUUUCCCGAUCGAAAAGUGCCCCGUUGACAAUUCGCUUUCACUCCGCAUCUGGAUGGUCACUGCCCACAUGGGAAAAUCCCCAAAGUGUCUAUCGUGCUGUUCUCGACACUAUAGAUCGCCAUCUAGGUCGCAUCAAAGUCAUACAUAUAUUUGGUGGUAUACCUCAACGGAUCCACUUUCCGGUGAUGGACACCUUCAACAAACCCGCGCCUGUCCUUCAGGAACUUGAUCUCGACAUCAUCGACCUAUGUCUUCCCGAGAAUUUUCUUGGAAAUCGUCCCUCUUGUCUUCGUACGUUGCGACUGGAGAGUGUUGGUCAUAAUUGGACUUCAUCCUUGUUCAGCGAGCUCACAGAGCUCGCCAUUACCGGCGGGAGCAACAGUCGCCUACCGUCCUACGAUGGUUUCUACGACAUGCUCAAUCGUAAUCUCCGACUCGAAUUCUUGUCCCUUACCGAGUGCCUUCCAUCGAGCAGCGCCAGUUACACCACACAUUCACUUCAUCGUCGGUUUGACCUCCCGUACCUCACAAAGCUGUACAUCUGGGACACGGUUCAUGUUUGUACACAUGUCCUACACGCCAUUGGAUCGUCACCCGACGUUGUCAUCGAAAUUUCCAUAGACUUAUACGGAAAGGAAGCAUGCAACAAAGACAUUUCGAACGUGUUUUCGGCAUUGUCUACGCAUAUGAACCGUCGUGCAGACCCAUACAGCUCCCUUUUCCUGGACCCGUUCCACGGGGAUAGUAACACUACGUUCUCGCUUGCGCGUCAUGCUACAUCGGCGACUCAUUCCAUUGACAGUCCCCGUCAUUACUCUGGCCUUGAUGGUUCAACACUCGAAGAGUGUCUGAGCGUCGAAAUAGUUCGCGAUCCAGACGUUGAAGGAGGAAAUAUGCCAGACGCCCCGCUUAUCAUGGAACUAGCUUUUUCUAGCUCUGUGCCCAUCGUCGACAAGAUCGACACGGUGGCUGUUGCUGAGUUCGCAUCGGAGGAUAUCCUGGACUGGGAUAUCUGGCGCACUCUGCGACAAUUGUAUAAUGUCAGAUACCUACGCACGUCCUCUUUUGAGGCCGUUCAACAUCUUCAUUCCCCCUUUUUCCCCGAGAUAGACUUCGACGACCCUGAGACAGGUCCGACCCGUGCUCCACGUUAUCUCUACUUUACUAGGCUUACCCAUCUGGAACUCUAUAAUGUGGAUUUCACGGAAGACGAUCCCGCAAUGGACGGAAAAUUGGUGGGCAUGUUGGAGUACCGAAAGGGACUGCGAUCACCGCUCUCGCAGGUGACGUUGACGCGAUGCAUAAUGCCGGAUGGGAUGGCGGAGAGGGUAAAGCGAAUGCACCGUGGCGUGGAGGUCCAGGUGUCAGACUCGGUUCUCGGGAGGUGGAGUGUUGACUCUUGGGGGCGACUCUAA